Molecule: messenger RNA, 646 nt
Organism: Thermothielavioides terrestris NRRL 8126
Lineage: Eukaryota; Fungi; Ascomycota; Sordariomycetes; Sordariales; Chaetomiaceae
Exons: 2
Coding region: 126-434 (102 amino acids)
Source: RefSeq, a predicted model, not a curated record
CGCGAUUCUCCCACCAAGACCAGGACAACCAACUCUGGACAGCAGCAACCAGUAAUCCAAAGUACCGAACCAGACAGCAGCCGACUACCACAUCAUCCCGAGAUAGUUCACUCCAUCACGCCGCCAUGUCCCAAGCAGCGCCCUACCAGCGCGACGAGAAGCUCGGCGCCCAGCUGCCGCCCGAGGCGCCCGAGGGCCAGGUCAGCGACCCGUCGUACAAGACGGGCAAGGACGAGCCGGUGCCCGUGGUCGGCGACGAGGAGCCCGUCGCGGAGCCGAUGAAGCCGGGCCAGGCCGACACGGAUAAGCAGCUGGAGCAGGACGAGCGCGAGGCGAUUGAUAAGGGCAAUAUCAUGAAGGAGCGGACCCGUCAUGCCAAGCCUGGUCAGAGCUAUGCCGAGCCGUCGGACGAGCAGAUGGGGCUGAUGGAGUGAACCUGUGCGCUGCGCAAGUUGUGCGGUGUUUGGGGUUGGUUGGGAUGUUGAGUCGGCGAGGGUGAUGAGCUCUGGAUCAAUGAAACUUGACCCUUGUUGCGUUGUACAUGCUUUCCGGUUUGGGCAUCGAUCUGUGUAAGAACAUGGAAUGGCAAUAUCGCCGGUCGACUGAGCUUAGUUGCGAUAUACGAGAAUGUGGUAUUAACCACGGA